Cebus imitator (Panamanian white-faced capuchin) is the source of this 2001-nucleotide messenger RNA. It is a transcript of the gene DNAAF10, whose product is annotated as WD repeat domain 92. The coding region runs from base 121 to 1194 and encodes 357 amino acids. The record is from RefSeq and is a predicted model, not a curated record. The transcript is spliced from 8 exons. Gene Ontology annotation, molecular function: ubiquitin binding. Lineage: Eukaryota; Metazoa; Chordata; Mammalia; Primates; Cebidae.
UCUGGGGCAGAGUACGGAAAGCAGGAGGGUCAAAUUACCAAUGUUUGGAGCCUGGUUUCCAGGUUGGUGUUUUGGGGGGCUCUGGGUGUGGCAGUUGCCGAAGCUGAAAUCUGCUGGACCAUGUCGGCUUUCGAGAAGCCUCAGAUCAUCGCCCAUAUCCAGAAGGGCUUCAACUACACAGUGUUUGACUGUAAGUGGGUGCCCUGCAGCGCCAAAUUUGUGACCAUGGGCAACUUCGCACGGGGCACCGGCGUCAUUCAGCUGUACGAGAUCCAGCACGGGGACCUGAAGCUGCUUCGGGAGAUUGAAAAGGCCAAGCCUAUUAAAUGUGGAACAUUUGGUGCAACAUCUUUACAGCAGAGAUAUUUAGCUACUGGAGAUUUUGGUGGAAACGUUCAUAUAUGGAAUUUAGAAGCUCCAGAGAUGCCAGUAUAUUCUGUAAAGGGCCAUAAAGAAAUUAUAAAUGCAAUAGAUGGUGUAGGUGGACUAGGAAUUGGAGAAGGAGCACCUGAAAUUGUGACUGGCAGCCGCGAUGGAACUGUGAAGGUGUGGGACCCAAGGCAAAAAGAUGAUCCUGUUGCUAAUAUGGAACCUGUACAAGGAGAAAACAAGAGAGACUGUUGGACUGUGGCAUUUGGCAAUGCUUAUAAUCAAGAAGAACGUGUUGUUUGUGCUGGCUAUGACAAUGGGGAUAUCAAACUAUUUGAUCUCAGAAAUAUGGCAUUACGGUGGGAGACAAACAUCAAAAACGGGGUAUGUAGCUUGGAGUUUGACAGAAAAGACAUAAGUAUGAAUAAGUUAGUAGCCACUUCUCUGGAAGGAAAGUUCCAUGUUUUUGACAUGAGAACACAGCAUCCAACCAAAGGUUUUGCCUCUGUUUCAGAAAAGGCUCAUAAAUCUACUGUAUGGCAGGUCCGACACCUGCCGCAGAACAGGGAGCUCUUUCUGACAGCUGGGGGCGCCGGCGGCCUUCACCUCUGGAAGUAUGAAUACCCUAUUCAGCGGUCAAAGAAAGAUUCUGAGGGAAUAGAGAUGGGAGUCGCAGGUUCUGUAAGCCUUCUGCAGAAUGUUACAUUGUCCACCCAGCCCAUUUCAAGUUUGGAUUGGAGUCCAGAUAAAAGGGGCCUCUGCGUCUGUAGCUCAUUUGACCAAACGGUGAGAGUGCUGAUUGUUACGAAACUCCAUAAAAUUUGACUUCAAGACUAGACUUGAAACCUUCCAGAGGAACUCUCAUAGAGUUUAAGAUAUGUUCUGGGAUCCUCUGACCAUCAUUGAAUAAAGCUGGAUUUGGCCUAUGACAAAAGGCCCCAGACACAAGCCUCUGGGCUAGCUGCAGCCUCUACCCGGGUGUGUUUGCCGACUUACUUGCUGCUGCACAUGGGUGUCAGAAGCACCAAGUAAACUAUCUCCGGGGCCACUUCCUUUCUUCUCCCUUCCAUUUGUAAGUCAGUAGUUGUCUAUAAUUAAACAUAUUUUAAAUGUGUUCUAUGUCCCUGAAGUUCCAUAUUUUAUCUUUAUGCUUGUGUUUGUUUUACUGUCUAUAAUGUUGUGGUGGGAAUAAUUUCAUUUGUUUUAGAGUUUGCCUUGGAAAAAAAUUGAAUUAACUUCAUAAAUACAUUUUGGGAGAUUUCAUUGUCAGUAAGUUUCUGGACAUAAUAUUAUUGUAUAAAAUAUCAAAAUGGCACUGUUGGUCUAGGUUUGGGUAAUUAUUUUCAGCAAUUUAAUUCAUAAAAUGAAAUGCUAUGAUUUAUAAAGAGUGCUUUUUUAUGUAAAAUACAAAAAUUGAAUUGGUGAAACUUUUGGUUAUUGACUGGUAAGUGAUGGUGAAAUGUACAAGAUUGUAGGGGUUUUGUAGUCUUAUUUUUGGUCAAACUUUAUAAAUGCAUUUUAUGAAUAAACUUCUGUUUUUGAAAUCUACAGAAGCUUUGAUUCUGUUACCUUAACAGUAGUAAUAAAGUUAACAUUGUCACAUCAUUUUGCUUUAUAAAUGCUUAAUUAGUA